AUGGCGGGAGUGGCUGCUGAACCAUUCGAGCGGCGUGACCGUCUUGGUCUCGUGGGCGACGUACGAGAACGAGUAGCUGCUGGUGGUCGUCGAGUUCGACCUGAUGUCCGUUUAUGGGGACAACGCCGAGCGAAAGGUCACCUCUGCGACACCUGGCUGCGCGUCAUCCUCCACGUUGACUCGCCAGUAACCUCCAUACCAACAUCGAUGAAUCUUCAAAGUCACAAAGAAACUUUAUGGGCGAUGGCGAACGAGCGCAACGGAUUACGGACAACGUUGGAGGUUGUUCGAUACAUACACAGACAAGGGCAACUUCGAAAGGAUUCUGGGUUUGUGAAAUGCGAUUGA
This is a messenger RNA of Cylicostephanus goldi, 348 nucleotides long. The record is from the annotation of a GenBank genome assembly. NCBI's taxonomy places the organism in Eukaryota, Metazoa, Nematoda, Chromadorea, Rhabditida, Strongylidae.